AAAUCACAGCCCCGUGGAGCUGGCGCUCGCUCAUUCAGUUUUCUAGAGAGAUCUGAGCCGGAACCCGGGAGCCGGGAGAUCUUUCUCGCCCACCCAUCUCAGCAGCAAGGACAUCUACAGGGGGAAAAACCCACCCCACGCAGCCCCCCGCCGCCCCACGGCAGCUGCUGGCCCUGUGCAGGGAUGAUUUAUUGCAAGUGGCUGUGAAAAGACAUUAGGAGAGCAAAUAGUCCUUUGGGAACAAAGAGUCACAAGAUAGAAAAACAGCUGUUGAGACUAUAACAAACAGUCUAGACUGCCAACAUGCAGCAAAAAUAUUCAAGUAGGUGAUGGAAUAAACAACACUUUCCUUUGGAUGGAUUAUACUACAUGUGAACUGCCUGUUACUCUUUCCGCAAGAAUAAGAAAAACCCUUUGCUUUCAUUUGUUAAAUAUCAGCUUGAUGGGAAAAAGCAUCUGAAUGGCUUACACUCACAGCAGACCAUCACUUGAAUGGGAUCAGCACCUCUACUAAAGCAUCUGAAUUUAAGGAUUUGGAAAAGAGGUUUUUGCAGAGAUGACCCACUUACAAGCUGGACUUAGUCCAGAGACUAUAGAGAAAGCCCGCCUGGAACUGAAUGAAAACCCAGACAUUUUGCAUCAGGAUAUCCAGCAAGUCAGGGACAUGAUUAUCACGAGGCCUGACAUUGGGUUUUUACGUACAGAUGAUGCCUUCAUCUUGAGAUUUCUCCGAGCCAGAAAGUUUCACCAAACUGAGGCCUUCAGACUGCUGGCUCAGUACUUCCAGUACCGCCAAUUAAACCUGGAUAUGUUCAAAAACUUCAAGGCUGACGAUCCAGGAAUCAAACGGGCUCUGACAGAUGGGUUCCCAGGAGUACUGGAAAAUCGUGACCACUGUGGCAGGAAGAUUCUUCUACUUUUUGCAGCCAACUGGGAUCAGAGUAGGAACUCCUUCAUAGAUAUCCUUCGGGCUAUUCUACUUUCCUUAGAAGUCCUCAUCGAAGAUCAGGAGCUUCAGAUAAAUGGCUUCAUUCUAAUUAUAGACUGGAGCAACUUCUCUUUCAAGCAAGCCUCCAAGCUUACACCAUCUAUCCUCAAACUGGCCAUUGAAGGGUUACAGGACAGCUUUCCUGCACGUUUUGGAGGAGUCCAUUUUGUCAAUCAGCCCUGGUACAUCCAUGCCCUGUACACGCUAAUCAAACCGUUUCUCAAAGACAAGACAAGGAAAAGGAUCUUUCUUCACGGUAACAACCUGAACAGUCUUCACCAGCUAAUACACCCUGAAUGCCUGCCCUCCGAAUUCGGGGGGACUCUUCCUCCCUACGACAUGGGCACAUGGGCUCGAACGUUACUUGGUCCCGACUACAGUGAUGAAAACGAGUACACCCACACCUCCUACAACGCCAUGCACGUGAAGCACGCGUCCUCCAACCUGGAGCGGGAGACCUCACCCAAACCCAUGAAAAGGUCCCAGUCUGUGGUGGAAGCUGGCACACUGAAACAUGAAGACCCGGGGGAAAGUGAGAACACCCAACCACUGCUGGCUCUGGACUGAGGUGCCCAACAGACACAGAUCCACGAACAGACUUCCACCGUACCAGAGACCCACAGAGCACACCACACACAGACACACGCACACACACGUGUUUUGCUUGAUGGCAAGUCCUUCAUGUUUCCUGACCAAGUAACAACUGUCACCAGCCAUCCAUCCGUGCGGCCGACGCUGAACAAAAACUGAGAAAUUUGUACUGACACAGGAAUCUGUCCAUAAACAAAGAUUUUUUUUUUUUUGAGUUAUGACAUUAAAAUAUUGGAAAUGGUGGAACUGCAUUCUCUGUUUAAAGAAACCAGGGUAUGUCAGUAGUUUUCCUGAAGACUUCAUCAGGGAUGCUCAUUUUAUAGACGCUAAGGGGUUGAGUUUUAAAGAAAAGCAUCUCGAGUUUAAACUUUGCACUGUAAUCAGUAAGUGUAAUCUGCGUCAGAGGGCAGAAUCAUCAUUUACACAGUAUUUGAGUUUUACAGAAGGAUUUUGCAUUUAAAAAAAAAUAAAAUAAAAUAAAAUAAAAUAAAAAAACAAAAACAAAAAACCAAAAAGCCAGUGCCAGAAUAAUGCCAUUCAACACGAUACUUUGUGACUGCCUCAUCCAUGCUGCUUAUAUAGGGGGAAGGUCACAUUUCAGUAUCUAGCAAAAAUUUUUCUUAACUUUUGAAGCCCUCGUAAAACUGUCAGCUAAAGUGAAAUGAGCUGUGUGGGCAGCAGACGCGCACAAUUUGAAAUGCAACUAUUUAAUUGUAAUGUGUUUUUCCACAGGCAACUCAGGAGCCUAUUAGAUACAUGCGUGUGCAUGUGUGAGCACGUGUGGUGGUGGUGGGGUGCCAGGGAGACCCAUUGGACACAUUCACCAGUGAUUAAUGGUUCAAUCCAGAUUGUUUCAUUCAGGUCACAACAACAAAUGAAAGCUCUGCAGAGCCAUUCACUCCCUUCCCUCCUGCAGUCAAGGAAAGGUGUAGCCAGAAGGGUAUGCUGAUUGCAGAUACAGGCCAUGGUUAAAAUGGAAAAGGAAAACUUAUAAUUAAUUAUUCAGUACCAGCUUCUGCUAGAAGGAAAUGCUGAAGAAUACAAGAACUGAAAUGCCAAAGAUCAGUUUGUUAUUUCUCUCUUUGCUCUAGCUGAAAAGAGUACCAUCCCUUCAUUGAAAUGGAAACCGGAUUAAAGAAAUAAAAGAAAAAUCAUUA
Molecule: messenger RNA, 2736 nt
Organism: Corapipo altera (White-ruffed manakin)
Lineage: Eukaryota; Metazoa; Chordata; Aves; Passeriformes; Pipridae
Gene: CLVS1
Product: clavesin 1
Exons: 7
Coding region: 557-1555 (332 amino acids)
Cellular component (GO): membrane
Molecular function (GO): phosphatidylinositol bisphosphate binding
Source: RefSeq, a predicted model, not a curated record